GGUACGGAUGGAGGGCAAGGGCGGCGCUAGGAAGCCCUAGGGAAUCGCGAAGGAUCAGCAGGCCCUCAGUGAGAGGACAUCCCCAAGAUCACAAAUCCAACCACUGCCAUACGUCCUCACUGCUUCGGGGACAGCCAGCUUCCGGCGCCUUUAAAUCAGGAAAUACUGGCUGCGUCCAAUCCUGGUCCUCCUUUCGCCACUUAGUCUUAGCGCCGGUUCUUCGCCAGGGGAGCGCCAGGCCGGCCGUCUAUGGACACCAAUCAGCACUCAGGAAAGGCGCAUUCGCUCUGGAAAGAACGUGACGUACAGUAGACUUUGCCCUAAAGGCGACCUCCUCUUUUCUCCCCCUCCCUCGCUUUGAAGAUGGCGCUCUCCAGGGUGUGCUGGGCUCGGGCUGCUCUGUGGGGUUCGGCGGUCACCCCUGGACCUCAUGUCACCCGGAAGCUGCAACUUGUUCGCUGUGGCCUGGCCUGGGGGGCCCCUCGGUCUUCAAAGCUUCACCUUUCACCAAAGGCAGAUGUGAAGAGCUUGAUCUCUUACGUGGUGGCCAAGACAAAAGUGAUUAAUGGGAAAUACCAUCGUUUCUUGGGUCGUCAUUUCCCCCGCUUCUAUGUCCUGUACACAGUCUUCCUGAAAGGAUUGCAGAUGAUAUGGGCUGAUGCCAAAAAGGCUAGAAGAAUAAAGACAAAUAUGUGGAAGCACAAUAUAAAGUUUCAUCAACUUCCAUACCGGGAGAUGGAGCAUUUGAGACAGUUCCGUCGAGACGUCACCAAGUGUCUUUUCCUAGGUAUUAUUUCCAUUCCACCCUUUGCCAACUACCUGGUCUUCCUGCUAAUGUACCUGUUUCCUAGGCAGCUACUGAUCCAACAUUUCUGGACCCCAAAGCAACAAAUUGAUUUCUUAGAUAUCUAUCAUGCUCUCCGGAAGCAGUCCCACCCAGAAAUCCUUUGUUAUUUAGAAAAGGUUAUCCCUCUCGUUUCUGAUGCAGGACUCCGGUGGCAUAUGACAGAGCUGUGCACCAAGAUACAGCGUGGUACCCACCCAGCAACACAUGAUAUCCUGGCUCUGAGAGAGUGUUUCUCUAACCAUCCUCUGGGCAUGAAGCAACUCCAUGCUUUGCAGAUGAAAGCCUUGAGCCGAGCCAUGCUUCUCACGCCUUACCUGCCUUCUUUCUUGUUGAGACACCGUUUAAGGACUCAUACCACUGUAAUUCACCAACUGGACAAAGCUUUGGCAAAGCUGGGGAUUGGCCAGCUGUCUCCUCAGGAGGUGAAAUCGGCUUGUUACCUUCGUGGCCUGAAUUCUACCCAUAUUGCUGAAGAGAGGUGUCGAACUUGGCUAGGAGAGUGGCUACAGAUUUCCUGCAGCCUGAAAGAAGCUGAGCUGUCCCUCUUGCUACACAACGUGGUCCUGCUUUCCGUCAACUACACCGGGACAAGGCGCUGAGUGAACGCGGGGCGGAUGGCAUUGUCCUGCGGCCACAGAGUGCGGCAGCGUGGCACCUACCCGCACCGGUCAGCCGGGGCUCUGCGUGCGCUGGUAGGUGCGCCCGAGGCAGGGGACAGGUGCUACGGGCUUCCCAGCGCAGCCGCCAUGCUGCAGCUGGGACUGAAACAAGCCCUCUUAGCAGAGGUGGCCCGUGUGAGCCGGCGACCCGGCUUCCUCAGAACCAGCCGGGGCGGCCGGCGGCCUCUGUACUGGGCCUCCAUUGUGAUGGUUCCAGCUCAGAGCCUAGGAAGUGAGCUUGUGCCACAGGUGGAAAGCCUCAUCUGGCCCAGGGCUCACCCGCUGCCGUAGUCUUUAGAGCUGCGUUUUUGUCACAGUGUCCGGCUGGUGAGGGCAACGGCACUGUUGAAAUUGGAGCAUUUACAUCUAUGCGCGUACGUCGAUGCUGCCCUCGAUCCUUUUUGUGAUGACCAAAAACAGGUCUGUUUUUUGGGGUGGUUUUUUUUUUUUUUUUGGUCCCCUCACUGGGUUAACCACUCCCUUUCCUUUCCAAAUCCUUGACCAUCUUUUUUUUAAGCAAAUAGUUAUUCAUAUAUGGGAACUUUCUAAUGCAAAAGAUAAAAGGAAACACAAGUGCUUCUUGCCCCUUCCCGUGUUUAUGGCCUUCACCCCCCCCAUCUUAAUUUCUGCGCUGUGGUGCAGCCCCUAAGGAGCCUCAACUCUGCUUACCUCCACUGUGCUGCAGCAGUCCAGCUGUAACAGGACAGUGGCCACCUUCUCUGGGCCAUGGAUUAAACUUCUAAGGUACUAAUCCUUGCCCCGCCUGGGAGACCAGAGAGGCCUGCAGUGUGAGUAAGUCGGGUUUAGCUUUUGUCUGUGUACAUCAUUGACCUGUAGUAACUUACUGUAAAUGCAUGAAGCACUGUUUUAAAGCCAAGUAAAGACUGCCUGAAACCAGUUGCUGGAAAUGACUUA
Molecule: messenger RNA, 2421 nt
Organism: Zalophus californianus (California sea lion)
Lineage: Eukaryota; Metazoa; Chordata; Mammalia; Carnivora; Otariidae
Gene: LETMD1
Product: LETM1 domain containing 1
Exons: 9
Coding region: 364-1446 (360 amino acids)
Biological process (GO): intracellular monoatomic cation homeostasis
Cellular component (GO): mitochondrial inner membrane
Molecular function (GO): ribosome binding
Source: RefSeq, a predicted model, not a curated record